GAAGAAGAAGAAGAAUAAGCAGCAGAAGAAGAUUAUCACGGCGCCAUUUCAGAAGUCAUUCAUUGGCGGCCGAAUUCAUAGUUCAGGUAGGCGACAUUUCAAUCAGUGGUGAAUUUUAUUUAAGAAGUUGCUAGAGUUUGCUCUCCUGUACGAUAUUAUCAUGAUGUGGUGUGUUUGUUAUACCAAAAGUAGGAACUAGUUAGCUACGCUAGCCUAGCAUCAUACCGUGCAAACGUUUCUUCCUACAACUACUGUAGUAGCUGCAGUAGCAUACUAGCUAACGCAAACGGCCACCAAGCUAAUUUAGCUAGCUAGCUGGUUAGGUUAUCAACACCAUUUGAAUUUCAGUUGGAGGUUUCCGACUGUCGGCCAAUGUAAGCCAGGUUGCUAUCACAUGAUGUAACUAAACAAGCUAUAGCUAGCUAUUUUGGUUAUAGUUAGCUAACUAAGUUGGUGCAUAGCUAGUUAACUAACGUUAGCUGGCUAAAGUGAGGUAAAUUCAACUUUAGACGCGACCUUUGGAUUCUAGAUAGCUGCUAGAUGAGUAUAUGCAAUACCGUGUCAUCUUGAUAGCUAGCCAUGAAUGAUUAAAUGGGAAGUCAUCAAUGCGAAACAACUGUUUGCUAGUUGGCCUGGUCAGCUAGCUGCGGAAGUAACGUUAACGUUAGCUAACUAGAUAACACUAGCUAGCUUGCUGAUGUUACGUCAGAUAGCUUGCUAACAUUUACAUUUACAUUUUUGUCAUUUAGCAGACGCUCUUAUCCAGAGCGACUUACAUGAGCGACUUAGUGCAUGCAUUAUAUAUUUUUUUCCCCCUGUGGGAAUCGAACCCACAACCCUGGCAUUGCAAACGCCAUGCUCUACCAACUGAGCUACAUCCCCUGCCGGCCAUUCCCUCCCCUACCCUGGACGACGCUGGGCCAAUUGUGCGCCGCCCCAUGGGUCUCCCGGUCGCGGCCGGCUACGACAGAGCCUGGAUUCGAACCAGGAUCUCUAGUGGCACAGCUAGCACUGCGAUGCAGUGCCUUAGACCACUGCGCCACUCGGGAGAAUAUUUGCUAACAUGUUAUUAUCUUGAUAUGUAUUAAAGUACGCUUAUAAUUAUAUGACAUUAAUUAUGAAAGUUGGCAGUCAUGCAAAGCUAAGUUUACACGUGGUUCUUUUUUUCAUGCUUCAAAUAUUUGAAAUAUACUUGGUAAACUUAGUAAACAAAAACAAAUUGCUUGUGUCUCCCCUUCCAGGAAUAACAACGUUCUGAUUUGAAGAUGGUGAAAAUCUUCAUUGGCAAUCUCGCCUCCGGCACCACGCAGGACGAGCUACGCACUCUAUUCUCUGAGUAUGGAAAGAUCUCUGAGUGUGACAUCGUCAAGAACUUUGGCUUUGUGCACAUGAAGGACAAAGCCGAAGCGGAGGAGGCCAUCAAGAACCUCCACCACUAUGAGCUAAACGGGGCGCAGAUGAACGUGGAGAUGAGCCGCGGCAGACCAAAGUCCACCACCAAGCUGCACGUCAGUAACAUCCCAGAGGGUUGCACCAACGAGGAGCUGAAGACCAAGUUUGAGGCAUACGGCCCCGUGGUGGAGGCUGACAUAGUGAAGGACUACGCCUUUGUCCACAUGGAGUCUGUGGAUGAUGCCAUGGAGGCAAUCAGUGGGCUGGACAACACAGCCUUCCAAGGUGAACCCGCAGGCAGGGGAGAGCAGAUAGUCUGUGCUCUCCGUAGUUACAGAAUACACUUCCCUUUAGAUGGCAUAAAGAUCGUAACGUGAUGCCGAAUAGCAUUUUGUUGUAAUUCUGAGGUCAAUGAAUAAGUAACGGCACUAAGGUUGUGAGUCUUUUCCGUGGUUCUUUUAUUCGGUUUCAGCGUAACAGUGCAGGUGAACCAAUUUAUAAUAAAUAAGUAUUUGCAAUAAGGAAAUAACUAGUCGUUAAGAAGCAGUGGCGAGCGUGUCAGAAGCCAACCGUCUCAUGCGUCUCUUCUCUCUCCUCAAAAGGCAAGCUGAUGAGCGUACAACUGUCCACCAGUCGCCUGCGCACGGUCCCGGGAAUGGGAGCUCAAACCGGCUGCUAUGUCUGCGGGAAACAGGGUCACUGGUCGAAAGACUGCCCGAACGGCGGUCAGAACGGCGGUAGCUACGGUGACCGUGGUGAACGCCCCGGGGGUGGCCCAAUGAGGGGCCGAGGCAGGGGCUUCCCACGGGGUUUCAGCAGGGGCGGCGGCGGAUACCCUAGUGGCUACGGGAUGCCCCCCAGAGCUGCGGCAUCCGAUUACAUGGGCGGGCUAGGGUAUAGCAGAGCGUCCAGUUACCUGGGGGGACCUCCCCCUCUGAGCCGUAGGCCUAGCUAUGGCUCUGCUCGGGAGUACAGCACAGAUGCCAGGGAUCGGUACAGCGGCAGGCUACCGAGCUCCUAUCCCGAGAGGGCAUCGGCCUACGAGCGAGACCACUACAGCAGCAGUGUUGACUAUUACGAGAAGUACAGAGCACGGCCAUAUGGCUCAAGCUAUUUUGAAGAGCGCCGCCUCGGCUAUAUCCCACCUCCCCCUCCCCCCUCUUCCUCCCUCUCAAGGCUCUCCUCUAGUAUCGACCCAUACGAGCGCCGCCCGCUACCACCAACCUCGGCGGCCGCCUCGUACUACUUGCGAGACCGCAGCCCGAUCAGACGAGUGCCCGUCGCCUCUGACAGCUAUGGUUACGAGCGCUCGCGGCUGUCCCCGGUGUCCUCCAGAAGCUCUUCGUACGCCGUCCCGCGGGCCAGGGACCCCUACACCGAUCGGGCACGCUAUGCUUACUGAGCUACACACUGCCAAGGUGAGCCAACCAACUAGGAAUACUGGCCCAUUCCUGUGGUGUGUGGGUGAGUGUGUUCUGGAAUGGUUCGUUCUAUUGAUUGUAAAACAGGUACUUGAUGAUGAUGUUACGGUGGGGACUGGGAUACUGUAGACUCGUGUUCAUCUUUAUAUUUCUUCAAUGAAGAACAAGAACUAAGACCCCCACACACACACACAGUGCUUUAUAAACCGUGAGACACCAUCCCAUUUCUCAAAGCGAAUGCUCUGCUCUUUUUCUAGGUGUGUAUGAAACGCCGGAAUUUUCCUUUGCUACCAUUCCUCCUCCCAGCUGCAUGGUUCCAUCGAGCUGUGCCACGUGCCGCAAACAAACCUUUCGCGACUCGGAAUGUGAUGGCGCGAGAGUGACUCGGACGGAAAUUGGUGUGCAUCUUCCUGGCACCGGUGUGCCAGCCGCCGGCAGACGAAUAAUCCUCUCAACUAACCAAUCAGUCCACACAACUUCACAUUCUUCCUUUAUUUUAGUUGUCAGUUACAAAGACUGUUUGCUAUCUGAAACAACCAGAGUGGCAUUUCUACAGUUUGCUGUUAAUACUAGCUUAACUAUACCGGCUUUCAAAUCGCUUUGUUCAUUUGUGUGGGUCACGGUUUUGAUUUUAAAUGUGUUUUCCCUCCUCCCCUUGUGAUAAUAUCGUCAAAGCAAAUUGGCCGCUGAAUUUGCCACAUUUUUAUUUGCGGUUUGAGGUGACUGUAGUUUCGAGAAAUAUUUCUCCUUUUUGAGAAAUCUUGUUUUCAUUUCAUUGGUUUGUUCAACUAUUCAUUUAAAACUUGUAAUCUCAUUCAUGCCAUGUAUAGCUCAGUAGUCAUUCAACCACUUUUUUUCUCUUAAUUUUUUGCCCCUGGGAAAACAAAUGUAAGAAUAGACGGGUAUGAAUAUCCCCCAGAACGAUCUUUGUGAAAUUCAUGCACUGGAUUUUAGAAUGAUAACUUUAAUAUGUACAUUUUGUUUGAGGACGUUCUACUUAGGUUAGAGGAAAUUCCGUUGUGUCAUACUGCUUUUGCUCUCUGAGUUAAUAUCAUCGAGAUAGAGGACUCAUCUGUGCCGUUAUAGCGUUUGUGACUGCAUGGGCAGCGCCGUUGAGACCUCCAUUUUGAGGUAGUCAUUUUUCUUCUUCACAAUUGGCAGAUCCCUUCUGAUUACCCGGUUGGACACAA
This is a messenger RNA of Coregonus sp. 'balchen', 4003 nucleotides long. Lineage: Eukaryota; Metazoa; Chordata; Actinopteri; Salmoniformes; Salmonidae. The record is from the annotation of a GenBank genome assembly.